Monopterus albus (swamp eel) is the source of this 4448-nucleotide messenger RNA. RefSeq names its product zinc finger BED domain-containing protein 4. Gene Ontology annotation, biological process: regulation of transcription by RNA polymerase II. NCBI's taxonomy places the organism in Eukaryota, Metazoa, Chordata, Actinopteri, Synbranchiformes, Synbranchidae. Gene Ontology annotation, cellular component: nucleus. Bases 325 to 2418 code for a protein of 697 amino acids. The transcript has 5 exons. Gene Ontology annotation, molecular function: protein dimerization activity. The record is from RefSeq and is a predicted model, not a curated record.
UCCCCUUCACCUGCGUCUAAUCGACAGCUGUGUGCGCAGAAACAACGCUUGUACCCUCACUAUCAUAUUAUUGAUGUAUGCGGACAUCCGCAGCAGCCUUUGUAGCCUGACUGUGGCCGUCUUCGGACGUUCAAGCGACGCUACUCCUGCCUGAAAUUCUUUUGUCUGCGCAACUGGCAGCAACAUUUGUUGAUCAGGAAUUGGGAAGUAAACACGCUGGCCUGCGCUCAUGAUUAGAGGCGAGGUGAAAUUCAUACCUCAGACUCAGAUUGCCCCUUGAUCGCAAGUUAAUUUUACUCCGGAGCACACGAACUGUUGGCUCUAAUGGCGUCAGUUUCGAAGGUGUCUAUUCUAGAUUACUUUAAUAUUGUGUUUGAAGGUGAGAAUGGCAAAAUCGAGUCAAACUGCAAGGCUUGUGGCACCAGAAUCCAGGCGAAGCGGAGUGUCACGUCCAACUUCGUAACACAUCUCAAGCGGAAACACCAGGCAAUGUAUGAUGACUUUGUGAAAAGGAAGGACAUGAAGAGAGAGGGGUACUCCACCGGUUCCCUGCACACUUUCACCACCAACGGAGGGAAUAAUCGAUACACUCUUCCCAUCAGUACUGGAGUGGGAGGAGGCGGAGGUGUUGGAGGAACGGGAACUCUAGAGGGAGGAGCAGGAGGAAGCUCUGGAGCAGGGGUUAGCAAGUUUGACAGACAUGACCCACGUCAGGUUUUGAUCUCUGAGGCUAUAGCUAAGAUGAUUGUGCGUGAUCUGCAGUCAGUAUCCAUAGUAGAAAAUCAAGGCUUCAGAGAGCUGCUUCAGCUCCUGGAGCCACGUUACACUCCUGAGCCCCAGCACUACAUCCAGAGUCAGCUCCUCCCCGCCUAUGCCUACCAGGCCCAGCUGGCUACCCGUCAGGCCCUGGCCUCAGCACAGACCCUCAGCCUCAGCCUAGAUCUCUGGAGGGGUUUAUCUGGAGCAACUUCAGGGUACCUCGGUGUCACCUGCCAUUUUCUUACAUCUGACUGGCAGAUGCAUUCAGCUCUCCUGGCGUGCCUUCCCCUGACUGGUGGCAGCUCUGGGAAUCGUGUGCUGUCAGAUUUUGAUGAAGUAUGUCACUCUCAUGGUGUGUCAGGGAGAGCAUUUCGUGUUGUGGCGGACCCUUUCCUGGCAACAUCAACAGUAAAGCCAUGUUGUCUUCCUGGUUUCCUGGUUUCAUCUCCUCUUGCUAAUAUGCAAGAAGAAGACGAUGAAGAAGAAGUGGGCAAUGGUAACAAUGUGGAGGAAGGGAUCAAGAACGGCCAUGGUGAUGGGGGAGAUGAAAGAGAAUGGGAAGACUCGUGGGAACGGGGUCUGGGUGUUUGUCGGGUGGACUGUUUCUCUCGGUCUCUUGAACAGUGUGUCAGAGAGGGGUUAUGCUCCUGUCCACAGCUCUCUUCUGCACUGGCAAAGGCGGCCUGUUUCUACAACUACAUUACCUCUGCUGUCCCACCUGAAAAACUCAACCAGGUGUUUGAUGGUCCUGGUUUGAUGAUGGGCGGACCAGGAAACGCCUCUCUUGCAGCAAGACACUGGGCUUCUCAGCUUAAGGUGCUUCGGCGGCUACUGGACUCAGUGGAGUUCCUGGAGGAGAUGAGUGGUCCAGGGGAGCUGGCGCUGGGUGUGUCAGAAAGAGCCCUGCUGAGGGAGCUCACUGACACUUUAGAGCCCUUCACUGAAGCCUGGGACAUGGUGCAUGGGGACAGACCAGGUGACACACAGACAGAACGACACGCGUCCAUCAGCCUGGCUCUGCCGUGUGUCCUGGGUCUUCGUAAGCAUCUCUCUGAGACGUCAACCCCUCACUGUCCCUCUCUCCUAGUGGCUCUGAACCAGGCUGUAGAGCACCGACUGGCCCCUAUCCUGGAGGACCCUCUCUACAUCACUGCCACUACCCUGGACCCCCAGUUCAAGCUCACUUGGAGCAGCAACCCUGACUGGCACAGACAAAUUCUUUUAGAGGAGUUAUCCAAACAUUCCACAGCCUCUAACCCCAGAGAGCCCAACACAGACCUGCAUUCUCAAUCACACACUCCUCCUGCUCCUGCACCAUCACCAGUCUCUUCACUUUCUCGGCCCUGCAAGCUGUUCUCUUUCAUCAAGCAGAGACCCACAACACAGGCCAAGAGCUUAGAGCAGGAACUGGCUGCCUAUCUACGAGAGGAACCUACGGAUGAGGAGGCUUUGCAUUACUGGCAGCGUAAAGCAAUUGACUUUCCUCUGCUUGCCCAGGUGGCCAAGAAGGCAUUUACCAUACCUGCUUGUGGCACUGUGGUGGAGAGUAUUUUCACUACUGCUGGGCGCUGCCUGCGGCCGGAGAGAGGCCGCGUCUUACCAAAGAAUCUGGAGACUCUCAUCUACCUCAAAGCUAACUACACAUUAUUAUGGACUUAGAGCUGAGAGUCAGACAUUUCAGGCUUUAUACCUACAGUAAUAUUACUUUGUGGAUACUCACCUCUAUAAGGAAACGAGUUAGGAAUGUACCAUAGUCUUCAUACUGUAUCAUUUGAUAUGAGAUGGAAUGAAUUAUUCAGAAUUCCAUAGCCAAAGCUCUGUUUCUAUACUUGAGAAGGGUUUUUAGGCCACAGUAGUAGUUGUCUGUUUACCAUGUAACCUACACACCAUCAUGCCACACACUGUGGACUGAGGGGACUAGAAGCAGGUCAAUACUAAAGCAUUUAACAUUAUUUUGCCUGGUUCUCCAGACGACCACAAGACGACAAAGCCCUCAGUCUCCAUCUUCCACACCCCUAAGUCAAUACCAGCCAACACUGAUAUACCGACUGAAAAUGAAACGGUGAAGUAUCAUAUACAGUAGCAUACGACUUACUGUCACUCACCCUAGAGGUUGUGACUAAAUGAUUUAUUUAUAAAGGGAGGCGUCAGCUGCUGAACAAUAUGCCACUUGUUCUUUUUUCGCUCUACAUAUGUCUCAUUAUAGGGACACACAGGUGUGUGCACUAAUGCAUGUGUGCAUGUUACACAUUUUUUGCCAGUGGAGAAAAGUUGAAAUCUGCUUUAUAGCUCUGUUUUUAUACCUUAAUUUAUUUACAGUAUAUCUUAAUAGCUCCACAAAUGGUCUGUGAGAGUGCAGGUCUUGAUUUCAUUUUUAUUAUCAGCACAUUUUCACUUUUUCAAUCCUGUCACCAGGAUUACCUCUUUCUCACAGUGGCAACACAGCUUUGUUCCAGUGUUACUGUUUUUGCUGUUGCUCAAAUCCGCUUCAGAGGAAGUGCAUUAAUCGGUGUGAGAUGCACUGAGAUGUCCUUUAUAGAUCAUCAUUAUCAAAAAAUGCUCUGCUCUUAAUGAUUAUCACCCCAGGAUGUCUCUGUGGAUUUAGAUGUCUUGCUAGAUAUCUGCGUGGGUGUGUCAGUGUGUUCAUUUUUGAAAAGUGUGUUUUUGCUCAUCUCCAUGAGCAUGCUGUUGUUUGUGUGUGAAUUUAUGUGGAGCAGCUUGACACGUCUCUCUCGACCCCCACCCCCUUUGGCUGUGACAGCUCAUCCAUUUGAGUUAGACAAGCCGGCUGGGCUGCGGUCCUGUUGGUAAUUGCCUCUGAAAUGAAUUACUUGGCAAGAGAGUGAAACCGAGGGAGAGGAGGAAAUUGUAAUUGAACUGCCCCCUCCCUCCUGCUCGCUCCCUUAUGCCUCAAGUUAUUACAUCUGCAGUGCAGAAAGCCAUUUUCUGUCCACACAGACACUCGUACACACAAAAAUGCACACAUGCUUACAAAACCAAUUUUCCCCUCCCCCAUGCAGUGGCCUCAGCAGAGGGCCAUAUUGAUGCAGGAUGAUUUCAUAGAUUGAUUGUUCACAGGCAUGUGCACACUGGGCCACACUGCACUCCUGCACUCUUAUUCAUAACACCAAGACAAACACGGUUCUUACACAUUGAAUGUUUGUGUUUGUUUGAGCUGCUCAGCUCCCAUCUUCCCCUAAUCAGGGUGCCCUUUAGCUGGCCUUGGCAUUGUGCUAAGGCCUAAUGGGCUGCAGGAACUGGCACAUACAAAAGUGGUGUCCAGUAUCAGAAGAGCGCUGGUUAUCCCAUAGACAUAGAUACACACAACCAAACACUGUUAUUAAUAACUUGCCUGUUGACAGUUAAAGGCUGAUUGAUUAAAGAGCUGCCACUUGUUGUGUUUGAGGUUGUACUUUUAUGCAUAGAAUAUGGUAUUUUAAUUUCUUGAUUUAGCAUAAAUUGUUGUUGGAAGAAAUGUAAGUCCUUUUUUGGCUAGGUUUAUGCAGCACAUUGGUGCUCAAUCUUGUGUUGUGCUUUGGCCUUUUAAUAGCAAGGACAUGGAAAAAGGGGAGUGAGUCAACUGAGCCACUUACCCUUACCCCAGCCAUACUGUAUGUGUUGUGACUCCAGCCGCUGGACCCAAUAGCAUCUGUUUCUGUAAAUAUACUAGAGUUUUCACCUCUCUUACA